Messenger RNA from Amborella trichopoda, 1829 nucleotides. RefSeq names its product pectinesterase. The record is from RefSeq and is a predicted model, not a curated record. Lineage: Eukaryota; Viridiplantae; Streptophyta; Magnoliopsida; Amborellales; Amborellaceae. Gene Ontology annotation, biological process: cell wall modification. Gene Ontology annotation, molecular function: pectinesterase activity; enzyme inhibitor activity.
UCCUCGACCUCUUCACAUGAAAAUGAAAUGAAAAUGGCAGAGAAGCUACAAUGGAGGAGAGACCGGACACUCUCACUUCUCUUCUCCACACUGCUUUUCUUUUCCUUAUUAACACUAACACAGGCCACUCCACCGAGCCCACUUGAAGCCACUACCCCGAACCCCCCCACCCCACUCUCACCCAACGGCUCGAGCCCACCACUAAAUCCGGUCACAGCUUGCAAAACCAGCCUGUACCCCAAGCUUUGCCGGUCCCUCUUAUCGCCCUUAAAAUCUUCGAGCCUCAAAGAUUACGGCCGGUUCUCCAUCAAGAGGUGCAUGAAAGAAACCCAAAAGACCGCCAAAGUGAUAGACCGAUUCCUCACCCGACGGUCCUCAUUGCGCCACGUGGAGGCGGGGGCGCUCGAGGACUGCCGACUUCUCUCCGAUCUGAACGCCGACUACCUCACACAAAUCGCCGGCGACCUUUGGUCAUCUGACUCGAUAUCAGACACGCGAGUCGGUCGAGUCAACUCGCUCUUGAGCGCCAUAGUGACCAAUCAGCACACGUGUUACGAGGGACUCGAGGCGUCAUCGUCUCGAUUGCAGCAGUUACUCGGCGCUUCUUUGGCGAAUGGCACAAAGCUCUACAGCAUCUCUUUGGAUUUAGUUGCAAACGCCUGGAAACAAAAAGGACGAUUUCCCGGCCAAAAACCAGCCAUUUUUCCGGCCAGGGAUAGUUUUCCCAUCCAUAAACCGGCCGGUUUUCCGGCUGAAAAGGGGUUUGCCGCUGAAAAAUUGCGGUUUCCUGCCAAGGGUCUUGGGAUGAGAGACUUUGUCACGGUUUCCAAGGGCAAGGAUGGUAAUUUUACAAGCAUUAAUGAGGCAGUGGCUUCAGCACCUAACAAUACGAACGUGGAGGAGGGUUAUUUUGUCAUUUAUGUAAAGGAAGGGGUAUACGAGGAGCAUGUUACGGUGGCGAGAAACAAGAAGAAUUUGAUGGUGAUUGGAGAUGGGAUAAAUCGGACGGUUGUGACGGGGAACCGGAGCGUGGUGGACGGCUGGACCACGUUCAAUUCUGCUACUUUUGCUGUGAUGGGUGAACGCUUCAUCGCAAUGGACAUCACCAUCUGCAACACGGCUGGCCCCGAGAAGCACCAGGCAGUCGCCCUGCGUAACAGCGCAGACCUCUCUGCUUUCUACCGUUGCAGCUUUCAGGGCUACCAAGACACCCUUUACACCCAUUCCCUUCGCCAAUUCUACCGAAAUUGCGAUGUCUAUGGCACUGUUGAUUUCAUUUUUGGCAAUUCCGCUGCUGUUCUCCAAAACUGCAAUCUGUAUGCACGCCAACCUAUGCCUAACCAGAAGAUAGCCUUUACAGCACAAGGGCGCACCGACCCGAACCAAGUCUCUGGCCUCUCUAUACAUAAUUGCACUAUCAAGCCAUCGCCCGAGCUCGAUAAGAACAGUAGUUUUAAUGAGGUUUAUCUAGGAAGACCAUGGAAAGAGUAUUCAAGAACAGUUUAUAUGCAAAGUUAUAUUGAUGGCUUUGUUGAUCCUGCUGGUUGGCUCGAGUGGAAUGGGAGCUUUGCAUUAGACACGCUUUAUUAUGGGGAGUUUAUGAACCGCGGGCCGGGUUCGAACACGAGCCGGAGGGUACAGUGGCCGGGGUUUGAUGUGAUGGAUGCGAGGGAGGCCUGGAAUUUUACAGUGUUGAAUUUUACUAUGGGGGAUACUUGGUUGCCUUCCUCUGUGGUGCCCUUUGCAGGGGGGUUGUUGUAGCUAAACUAAUUGGCCCUGUAUGUAUUAGAAAUAUAUAAUAUAAUCAUAAUUUUUAGAUAGCUUUUAUA